AUGGGGACGGAGCAAGUCAAUAUGAGGACGGAGCAAGUCAAUAUGGGGACGGAGCAAGUCAAUAUGGGGACGGAGCAAGUCAAUAUGGGGACGGAGCAAGUCAAUAUGAGGACGGAGCAAGUCAAUAUGGGGACGGAGCAAGUCAAUAUGGGGACGGAGCAAGUCAAUAUGAGGACGGAGCAAGUCAAUAUGGGGACGGAGCAAGUCAAUAUGAGGACGGAGCAAGUCAAUAUGGGGACGGAGCAAGUCAAUAUGAGGACGGAGCAAGUCAAUAUGGGGACGGAGCAAGUCAAUAUGGGGACGGAGCAAGUCAAUAUGGGGACGGAGCAAGUCAAUGAGGGCGGAGCAAUUCACUAUGUGGAUGGAACAAGUCAAUAUGGGGACGGAGCAAGUCAAUAUGAGGACGGAGCAAGUCAAUAUGGGGACGGAGCAAGUCAAUAUGGGGACGGAGCAAGUCAAUAUGGGGACGGAGCAAGUCAAUAUGGGGACGGAGCAAGUCAAUAUGGGGACGGAGCAAGUCAAUAUGGGGACGGAGCAAGUCAAUAUGAGGACGGAGCAAGUCAAUAUGGGGACGGAGCAAGUCAAUAUGAGGACGGAGCAAGUCAAUAUGGGGACGGAGCAAGUCAAUAUGGGGACGGAGCAAGUCAAUAUGGGGACGGAGCAAGUCAAUAUGGGGACGGAGCAAGUCAAUAUGGGGACGGAGCAAGUCAAUAUGAGGACGGAGCAAGUCGAUAUGGGGACGGAGCAAGUCAGUAUGAGGGCGGAGCAAGUCAAUAUGGGGACGGAGCAAGUCAAUAUGAGGACGGAGCAAGUCAAUAUGGGGACGGAGCAAGUCAAUAUGGGGACGGAGCAAGUCAAUAUGGGGACGGAGCAAGUCAAUAUGAGGACGGAGCAAGUCAGUAUGAGGGCGGAGCAAGUCAAUAUGGGGACGGAGCAAGUCAAUAUGAGGACGGAGCAAGUCAAUAUGGGGACGGAGCAAGUCAAUAUGAAGGUCGGGCACUGUUGUGA
Messenger RNA from Physella acuta, 1008 nucleotides. Its product is annotated as filaggrin-2-like. NCBI's taxonomy places the organism in Eukaryota, Metazoa, Mollusca, Gastropoda, Physidae. The record is from RefSeq and is a predicted model, not a curated record.